Messenger RNA from Tinamus guttatus (white-throated tinamou), 1992 nucleotides. NCBI's taxonomy places the organism in Eukaryota, Metazoa, Chordata, Aves, Tinamiformes, Tinamidae. The record is from RefSeq and is a predicted model, not a curated record.
UGAACCACAAUGGCUGCUGUCAUCUCAGACAGUCCUCCAAAUCCAAGCUGCAAAAUUAUGACUUUCAGGCCCUCAAUGGAGGAAUUCAGGGAGUUCAACAGAUACUUGGCAUACAUGGAGUCACAAGGUGCUCAUAGGGCUGGAGUUGCAAAGGUUAUCCCGCCGAAGGAGUGGAAACCAAGAAAGCAUUAUAAUGAUAUUGAAGAUCUGGUGAUUCCUGCCCCAAUUCAGCAGAUGGUCACCGGUCAGUCGGGGCUCUUCACCCAGUACAACAUUCAGAAAAAGGCAAUGACGGUGAAGGAGUUCAGGCAGCUGGCCAACAGUGACAAGUACUGCACCCCAAGAUACAUAGAUUAUGAAGAUCUGGAGCGUAAAUACUGGAAGAACUUGACUUUUGUGGCACCAAUUUAUGGUGCAGAUAUCAAUGGAAGCAUUUAUGAUGAGGAUGUUGAGGAAUGGAAUAUUGCUCGUCUUAACACAAUACUGGAUGUUGUAGGAGAAGAGUGUGGAAUUUCUAUUGAGGGUGUAAAUACCCCAUAUCUCUAUUUUGGAAUGUGGAAAACAACAUUUGCAUGGCACACUGAAGACAUGGAUCUCUACAGUAUUAAUUAUCUUCAUUUUGGGGAGCCAAAGUCAUGGUACGCUAUUCCUCCGGAGCAUGGGAGACGUCUUGAACGACUAGCUCAAGGCUUCUUCCCAAGCAGCUCUCAAGGAUGUGAUGCUUUUCUUCGCCACAAGAUGACCUUGAUUUCUCCCUCAAUAUUGAAAAAGUAUGGAAUUCCUUUUGACAAGGUUACACAAGAGGCAGGGGAAUUUAUGAUCACUUUCCCAUAUGGAUACCAUGCAGGAUUUAACCAUGGUUUUAACUGUGCAGAGUCAACAAACUUUGCCACAUUCCGAUGGAUUGAUUAUGGAAAAGCAGCAAAACUGUGCACCUGCAGGAGAGACAUGGUGACAAUAUCCAUGGACAUCUUUGUGAGGAAGUUUCAACCAGACAGAUACCAACUGUGGAAGCAAGGAAAGGAUUUAUAUACCAUUGAUCAUACAAAACCAACUCCUGAAUCAACACCUGAAGUAAAGGCCUGGCUGCAGCGAAAAAAGAAAAUAAAGGAUGAGCCCAAAUGCUUCCAGCACACCAGAUCUCGAUCUAAAAAGCUUAAAACUACAGAGGAUGAGAGAAUAUCUGCUAUGGUAGCUGGUGCAGAAAUCACAGCGACAGAAGCAGCCACUGAUGACUUCAAGGUCAAUGGAAAACUGGGAGAAAAAGUGAGACUGGUAAAUACAGGGGAGCCUUCUGGGGAAGAAGAAAACAGUAAUGGAAUGCAGCUGGAUCAACAAUCGUUGGAUAAUGCUGAGGUCCCAGGAAGUGUCUGUGCAGAAUCAUUCUCCAGCCCUGUUCCACUAGCAGAGGAAAAAAAUACCGAAGAUGAGGACAAGACAGAUUCCAGUCAUCAUCCACCUAAGUUUGAAGAUUGUGUGCUGACCCAGCCCGCUCCUCAUACAUGUGGAAAGGAAGAGUGUUUGAAAUCUCAGAAUCAGUCAAUGUCAGCCAUACCAUACCCUAAGUCACCAGGACAUGUUUCUGAAGCAGAAAACCCAGAGAAAGUGGAAAGCAUCUCUACAGAGGAUGAUGUCAGUGACUUAGAGAGCACUCAGAGUAGCUUGGAAAACAGAGAAACACCUGUUAUAGAAAAGGAUGAAGAUGAUGGCACGGAAACAUACAGUUCAGCAGAAAUUGAAAGAAAGCAAGCAUCUAAGAGUUGGCGUCAUCCACUAAGUAAACCCCCAGCCAGAUCUCCAAUGACUUUGGUUAAACAGCAAGCAACUAGUGAUGAAGGUACUGUUGUCCAAAAUCUCUCGGGAGCGGAGCGUUGGGUGCUCAGCGCGGUGCAGGAAGCGGCCGGCGCCAGCUCUGUGGCCGCGGGACUGCGCUGCCAGGGAUGUGUCUGGGGCUCCCGUUCGACACUGCCAAGUGGCACAGGAGCCUUUUGA